Mustela lutreola (European mink) is the source of this 1755-nucleotide messenger RNA. RefSeq names its product phospholipase A and acyltransferase 5 (gene PLAAT5). Gene Ontology annotation, biological process: N-acylphosphatidylethanolamine metabolic process. Gene Ontology annotation, cellular component: cytoplasm. The transcript has 6 exons. The coding region runs from base 99 to 854 and encodes 251 amino acids. Gene Ontology annotation, molecular function: A2-type glycerophospholipase activity; glycerophospholipid phospholipase A1 activity. The record is from RefSeq and is a predicted model, not a curated record. NCBI's taxonomy places the organism in Eukaryota, Metazoa, Chordata, Mammalia, Carnivora, Mustelidae.
UCCUCACCGCGCCGCGCCAGCGCCCCCCACCCCGCCGGCUCCGCCAGCCCCGCGCAGAGCCGACGGGGUCCCAGCCGGUGCGGAGCCGCAGAAGCGGGAUGGGCCUGGGCCCCGCCGCCCGCGGGGAGAGAAGGCGUCGCCUCUCUCGCUUACCCCGGCCCCGCCCCGGCCCCGUCCCGGGAGCCGCAGAAGAAUCAUCUCAAGCGUUGGUCCAGCUCUCGCCCAAGGAGCCACAGCAGGGAACCUCAGAGCUGAGCAGAAGCAGCCAGGAGGGGGAGAAGCCCGUAGUUAACUUGGAGACCACACCCCAGGAGAAAAGAGCAGAGUUGAAUUCAGCCCCGAAGCCUGAGAGCGCCGGGAAAUUGGCAAAGCAAGCCGCUGAGGGCAAACCAAGGCCCAGACCCGGAGACCUGAUUGAGAUUUUUCGAAUUGGCUAUGAGCACUGGGCCAUCUACGUGGAAGACGACUGCGUGGUGCAUCUGGCUGCCCCGAGUAAGGGUGAGGAAUUCGAGGUGGGCAGCAUCACUUCCGUCUUCAGCAACCGCGCGGUGGUGAAGUACAGCCGCCUGGAGGACGUGCUGCACGGCUGCUCCUGGAAGGUCAACAACAAGCUGGACGGGACGUACCUGCCCCUGCCCGUGGACCAGAUCCUCCAGCGCACGAGAAAGAUGAUCAACAAGAUCGUGCAGUACAGCCUGAUCGAAGGGAACUGCGAGCACUUUGUCAAUGACCUCAGAUACGGCGUGCCUCGGAGCCAGCAGGUGGAGCACGCACUCAUGGAAGGCGCGAAGGCUGCGGGAGCGGUCAUCUCAGCCGUCGUGGAGAGCAUUAGGCCCAAGCCCAUAACGGCCUGAAGGAGCUCGGAACUGCAAGCAGAGGAGGAGCUGCUCUCAUCAGCAGGCACGACGUGCCUCCUUGCCUCCCCUUGCCUUCUUUUUCCAUAGCCCCACUCGAGUAAAUUGUGAACUUCUGGAAGAAUCUAGAAUGUAUCCAAAGACCCCUCCAGAAAUACAUCCAAUAUAUGUGAUCCUAGAUCCGUGGACUCUCGGGGUGAGAAGAAACUAAUAUUUAUUAUUAUGUAAUAUUUAUUAUUAUGCUUCUGUUAGGCACCAGGCAUCGUGCUAGGCAUUUCCUAGGCUUGUGUCAUCUCCCUCCCGGUGGGAAGGGUCUUGCUGGUUUCUCAGGCUGACUCUGGUCUGUGAUGUAUGAAUACCACCUAUGCCAUCCUGGAAACCUCUGCUCGAACAUUCCCAGGAACAGAGAGCUCUUUUUCAGAAGUUCUUGUUCUUGAACUAGAAUGUCUCUAGCUUGUUGCCCUCACACGCGUCCAGCUCUUCCUGACCCGCAGCGCUGUGCGGGGGCAGGAGGGCUUGAAGGAAGCUCAGCGGCUUGCUAUGCAGGGUCCCCUGUGCUUAAUCCAAAAUCAUACACCAGCCUUAUUCUCUAUUGCUGAACACCCCGUGCUUUAAAGUAUGAUCAACAUUUACUUUGCUUUUCUACCUUAGAAUUACUGGAAAGUUGGAAAUAGUUAUUUUCACUGAUUUCAGAGAAAUACUUAAAAUAAUUUCCUCCGCGGACUUCUGUGAGCACGAGGGAGAGGAAGGAGUGAUUUUUGUGUGUGUGUUGACUGCUGUUGGCAUGAAAGCAGAUCUAGAAUGAAGACCAGGGCCUGUUGGUGCUCACUGAGAGACGAAGGGAUCCAGGAAGGCUAGACAGGGCCUCUCAGAAUGGCUAGGAUCCAUGAGUGAUGUGGAC